AUGUCAGUCACAAUAACCCCCGGAAACCCACCCCCAUUAUCAGAACUGGCACCCGUGAUUGAACGCGCUCUCUCACAAAACUUCACCCACGCAUCCGCCUCUGUCAUCCAAUGCCCCGACCUCCGCAAAGAGCCCUUCGGCCUCGCUGCCCCCGGUCUAUGCGGUGGCCCCCGCAUCGCCGAUGUAGGCGGACAGCCGAAUCUCUUCCCGAGUCCUAACUUCGAUGCAAAAUUUGAUCUCUUGUCUCUGGCGCGCGAUAUGCAGAUGGAUCCCGGGGAAGGGUUUGUCCUUGGUGCGGGCGCGGCGCCGUUCCAGGAUAUCGGGCACAAUGCAGAACUGGCCCCGAAUUUGGCUUGGAGGGAGAAGGCGGAUGGGUCGCCGGAUUUGAAUAAUGCGGAUUCGUUGAAUGUUGUGAAUGGGACGAGGGUUGUUGAGGUUCUCCCGGGUUUAGAGUCUGACGACGAUGAGGCGAUCAAGUGCCGUCCGUCUCCGAGUACGAAUUGUGCGCUUAUGGUGAAUUUGUUCGGUUCGAGUGGACACACUGGACCGGUUCUUAAAGUCACUGCGCGGGCUCGAACGGGGAUAGAGAAUUUCACAAACACGAUUCGUGCUGGUCUCCUGGAAGUAUAUGGUGAUUCCAGACCGGUUAGUCUGGGAGGAGUAUUCUUGCUUAAGUCCGGGCGAGCAAAGUUCCACGUCAUGCCUGAUUUUCCACCGGCUGAGGAGCUGCCAUUUAAGGAUCGGAAACUGCUUGAGCAGCAGUGGUUGAGGUAUCAGACUUGUGAGGCCCCGGUAGUCUGUUUGACGGUGUUUCACAGUGCAGACCCCGAGAACUUGGGGCUGAGGAUGGAGCAUACCCAUUGCUUUGAUCUGGAAGGAGAGGAAAAGGGAGGACACUAUCACUAUGAUGUUGAGGGCAAGGAUGUGGAGUAUGAGGCUUAUCUGAAUGUAGCUGAGAGUGUCUAUAGGAUUCAUCGGCCGGCAUAA
This is a messenger RNA of Aspergillus puulaauensis, 987 nucleotides long. RefSeq names its product PTD012 family protein. The record is from RefSeq and is a predicted model, not a curated record. Gene Ontology annotation, cellular component: nucleus. Bases 1 to 987 code for a protein of 328 amino acids. The transcript has a single exon. Gene Ontology annotation, molecular function: hydrolase activity, acting on ester bonds; zinc ion binding. Lineage: Eukaryota; Fungi; Ascomycota; Eurotiomycetes; Eurotiales; Aspergillaceae.